This is a messenger RNA of Polyodon spathula (Mississippi paddlefish), 3493 nucleotides long. RefSeq names its product sperm-associated antigen 16 protein. Gene Ontology annotation, molecular function: protein binding. Gene Ontology annotation, biological process: axoneme assembly. The record is from RefSeq and is a predicted model, not a curated record. The transcript has a single exon. Lineage: Eukaryota; Metazoa; Chordata; Actinopteri; Acipenseriformes; Polyodontidae. The coding region runs from base 48 to 1955 and encodes 635 amino acids. Gene Ontology annotation, cellular component: axonemal central apparatus.
UUCGCGCGAGACGCUGUCAAUGGGUCGCUAAGCAACAGGUGGUAUCUAUGUCAACAAUAAACAAACUCGGAGAGAAACGCAGCAUGGCGAAUUCACCAGCAGCGGUAACCCCAGACGAGAUGGUAGACGCAGCUUUUUACCUGGAGAAAGUUUCAAUAGCUGGCGAUUCAGAGGAUGGCUAUCAAUACGAAGAGGUCCCAGCAGAUGAUGACUGGAGCCUCACAGAGGGGGACGAUGAUUUGGAAAACACGGUGAAAGCCAUCUCUGAACAAACAGAUAGCACACAGGCAGCAGACCAGAGGGCAGUCUUAGCCAAACAGCCAGUCUCCCACAAACCCGAGGCAGUGGACGAUUUCCUCAGAAACUUCCUCAUAAAAAUGGGCAUGAGCAAAACCCUUGACUGCUUCCAGACAGAGUGGUAUGAGAUGAUACACAGAGGCCUGCUGAACGCGGAGCAGGUAGGGUUUGUCCCUGACGUGUACACAUACAAUCAGCACCUGGAAAACCAGAUUAAAAGCCUGAAAAAAGAACAGGGGACUUACAAGCAGGCCGCUUUGAAAGCUGGGGACGUUCUAGUGAAGCUGCGGAAGGAACGGGAUUUUCAUAGGAUGCAGCACAAGAGGGUGGUGCAGGAAAAGAACAGGCUCAUCGGUGACAUCAAAAGGCUGAAAAAGCACUAUGCCUCCUACGAGCCAGCGCUGAGGCAGCUGCAAGACAAAUAUAAAACUGCUCUGAAGCACAAAAUGCUGACAAGCUUGGAGAGGGACAGAGCCGCGGGGCAGAUCACUGGAUUACAAGCAGCACUGCGUAAUAUACAGCCUGGGCAGCCUCCUCUGAGCACUGCCAUACAAAGACCAUGCAGAGAGGCUAGUGGGGCGCAGGGAGGCUGCAGACAGAAACAGGAGAGCAGGGAGAAGAUGCUGCUGACAGAUUUGGUUGCUCCAUACGAUCAUGCGAAAGACCUAACCAAGCAGACUGUUAACAAGUACCCAGAUGAUUCAGAAUUUCCUGUCGAUACCCGAGUCAACCCCAAUCUUGCCCAGGUCAAAGGCCAAGCCAGUCACGUGACCAGCUCCAGUGGAUACAGGCUGACCAACACCCUGAAGGUGCACGAGCUAGCUGUUAGCAGCCUGGCAGCACACCCUCGUAAGCAGAUCAUAGUGACCACCAGCGAUGACUGCCACUGGAAGAUGUGGUCAGUCCCUAACGGGGACAUCAUAAUGGCUGGAGAAGGGCACAGUGAUUGGCUGUCCAGCUGCUGCUUUCACCCCGCGGGCAAUAAGCUGGCAACUACCAGCGGGGACACCACUGUGAAAAUCUGGGACUUCUCCAAGGGCGAGUGUGUGCUCACGUUUGAGGGGCACACUCACGCAGUUUGGGGCUGCUCCUGGCAUUCCUGUGGUGACUUCCUGGCCUCCUGUUCUAUGGACAACACCAGCAAGAUCUGGGACCUGAACAGCAAGAGAUGCCGCUACACUCUGCGUGGGCAUGCUGACUCGGUUAACAGUGUAGCGUUCCUGCCCUUCUCCAACACUCUGCUCACAAGUUCUGCAGACAAAACCCUCUCACUCUGGGAUGCAAGAACUGGUCUCUGCGCUCAGACAUUUUAUGGACAUCUGCACUCCUGUAACCACGCCACCUUUAACUUGAUGGGCGACACCGUUGUGUCCUGCGACUCCUAUGGGGUAGUGAAGCUUUGGGAUGUGCGGAAGGUGGCGGCAAUGUUAACCGUUGACACAGGUCCUCACCCUAGCAAUUGUGCCACCUUUGACCUAUCAGGUCGUCUGGUGGCUAUAGCCAGCAAUGACGGAGCAGUGAAACUCCUGGAUCUUGCAUCUGGGCAGGUCUCAAGUUUAUUGGGACAUGAGGAUGCUGUACAGAGUGUGAUCUACGACUGCAAGGGUGAAUUCCUUCUGUCAGGCAGUUCUGAUGGUACUGUGCAGAUCUGGUCUUGAAAAUAUACUUCGUACCGCUAUAAUAGAAUAGAAUAUGUUCGUUAUAUAUCAGCUUCUGUGUGUGGAUUUGAUGAGGUUUUGCCGAUUUCCUAAUUAAAAAAAAAAAAAAAACCCUGAUAUUAACGUUGUAUAAAGUUUGUAAGCCUAGGAUGCCGUCAAAGGAAACAAUUUUUUAAAAAGUAUAACAUUUUCAAACUUAAAGCUGUCAGUUUGUAGUAAUCACAGCAAUCUGAUAGCUAAAAAUUAAAACAGCAAAUUAGUCGCCGACAAAUGUUACAAUUUUCAAAUUGGUUUAAUUGAUUAUUAACUGUGAUUCAUUUCCCUAAUAUCUCAUGUGUGCCUUAAAAUGAAUUUUAUAUAUAUAUAUAUAUAUUAUAUAUAUAUAUAUAUAAUAUAUAUAUAUAUAUAUAUAUAUAUAUAUAUAUAGGUUUGCUUUCCAGCAGUCUAAUCCUAGGUGUAGGAUUAGGUUAGGAAUAUGUAAUCUGUGAGGUGAAGGGUGUGUGAUAAUAGUAUCAUUUAGAAAAUGUGAAGGGCAGUUUUCAUUCAUUUGGUAUCUUCGUGUAUAAUUGUACCAUCUUAAGUUUUCUAUCUAUGUAUCUUUUUUAUAGUGCAUACAGGGCAACACAAACUCUGCUAUAAGUCAUUAAAUCACAUCCAAGUGAAUGCGCAAGUCUCUCAACAUGAUGACUGUACAUGCAUAGCAAAAAAUGCUUACAUAUGGAACAUUGUAACACCCUGAAGAUACAGGGCCCCACAUUCAGCAAGAUCGGGUCCACAGCAGCAAUAGACACCCGCUCACCAAUAUUACCUUAACAGCACAUCAGCUGAAAAAACACCAUACCAGAAAGCAGGAAGUACCAUUUAAAUAAAACCUGCUGAAACUCAGCUCACUCAUCCCAGUGCCAGUUUGCAAAAUUGGACCACUAGAUGGCACCAGCUAAGUUGAAUGCUGUGCAUCUUACCAUCUCCAACGGUGACAACUGCAGCAUAGCAGUGUACAGGUCUGGAUUCUGGAACAUACAGUACUUGACCAGUGCUGGCUGUCACCAGUAGUUUAGAAUGUGCAACGGAAAUAUGCUGAAGGGAAAGAGAAAUCUGAUUGUUGGUGGUACAGAUAUCGAAAUGCAAACUGAUGAAGGAGAUUCUUAAUUACUUGAAUGGAGCAGGUGGGAGGGAUCUCUAAGCUGUCUAUUAAAAAAUGUUUUUCUGUGACGUCAGAUUUUCCCAGCUGCAAAGUCAGUGGUAAGUGUUGCCUGUAGCUAUAAUCUGAGAGACUAUGACGGCUGCCGCUCUCGCUUGUUAGAACUCGUCCUCAUUUUGUGCACCGGCUCAUCACGAAUGCUUGCGUCAAACUGCAGCGUGUGAUUGGUGUAAAGUGAGAGGCCUCUCUGCUUCAAUCAACAAGGAGCAAAGGCAGAAACAUGUACUUACAUUAUGGGUGAGUCUAGUUCCCACAAGAGGAAAGGACCCAGGGGAGGCGACGAGGGUGGGGUUACCAACUGAGGGACUGCUGCGAUACCAACAAUUUAUGUAAAAUG